Topomyia yanbarensis is the source of this 4542-nucleotide messenger RNA. Its product is annotated as serine/threonine-protein phosphatase 6 regulatory ankyrin repeat subunit B-like. Gene Ontology annotation, molecular function: protein heterodimerization activity; structural constituent of chromatin; DNA binding. The record is from RefSeq and is a predicted model, not a curated record. Bases 1 to 4542 code for a protein of 1513 amino acids. Gene Ontology annotation, cellular component: nucleosome; cytoplasm. The transcript has 6 exons. Lineage: Eukaryota; Metazoa; Arthropoda; Insecta; Diptera; Culicidae.
AUGGCAUCAUCUAUUGCGAUACGCAGUUACUACGUGAAACGAAAAUCUGAAAAACAAAAAUGUCUGAACGUGGUAAAGGUAACAAAGUCCCGCUCGAAUCGUGCCGGUCUUCAGUUCGUUGUGGGCCGAAUUCAUCGCCUGCUGAGGAAAGGAAACCACGCCGAAUGUGUUGGAGCCGGAGCACCCGUCUAUCUGGCGGCUGUGAUGGAAUACUUCGCUGUUGAAGUGUUGGAAUUGGUUGAGGAAUUCGUGGAGGAAAAGCUCAUCGGGUUACGUUUCUAUUCUGAAAAACUUGGCAACGAUUCUGGUAACGAUGAUACUAAAGACCAGAUCGAUAUGGUCUGCGAAUAUUCGGAUCUGUUGAACGAGGAAUACUCUCCAGAGAACGUGGAAGUUGAUGACAAAUUUCUGUUUCUGUGCAGAAUUAUAGCGCAAAAUGUCCAUAUUUUGAAGGAACGGUUGAAAUCUAUGUACGGCGUGCUGCCCUGGGAAGAAAUGGAAUUUUGCGUGUGCGCAUUUGUGUCGUCUCAUACCAAACAACAAGAAAUCAAUUUUUUCUACAACUCGGUCCUGAACAAAACAAGAUUAUUGAAUCAUAUGAAAAUUUUCCAACGGGUCAUAAAAGAACUGAAAACAUUUGCGGGUCAAGCUGGUCGAAACCGCGAUGAAAACAUAAAAGAUAUCCUAGCUUUGAAUCCGGACUUCGAAGGGCUGUAUUCAGAUUAUGGUCAAAUCAAAGAUAUUUACUCAUUAGAACGAAUCAAGUACUACGUCGAACUAGCUCUAACCGAUAUAGAGGAUGACAGCCUGCACUGUCUUGCUUCCGAAAGAGCUCUACAGGUCAUGGGUGAAUACCUGAAGAACACUCCGGUAUCUCCGCAUCUAUCGACGAAAUUGUCACACGCAAUAGUAGAUGAUAAGUAUGUAUACGAAAAACGGGCGGAAGCUCGUCGGUUGAAAUUGAGUUUUAGAGAGGGAUUGAUGCAACUUAUUAAUUUCAUUCAAGAUGUCAUUCUCGAUAGGAAACAGCAAUUGUUAGUAAUGAUUCUUAAAUCACUGGCUGGUAAUGAGCAGUCUUCUUUUAAGCAGGCUAAACUGAUUCGAAUUUUAAAAAAUGUAGAUUUAGAGCAGGUUGAUAUACAGCGGUAUAGUUCAAAAGAAGAUCUGGUGUACAAGAUACAGGAAACUGUUGCAUCGGCAGAAGUGAAUGCUACUGUUACUCACACAAGAUACGUUUCGUCGUUGCAGCAUUUAAUAGGACACUUAAAUACUUCUUCUGUUUUGGACGUGAACGAUUUGUUGAUGGAGAUCGAAGAAGAUACUACAAUAUUCGAUUCCGCUGCAGAGGAAAAUAACCUUGACAUGGUGCUUAAGUAUAUUAAAGAUGGAGCUGAUGAAAACGCAAAAGAUUUUAACCACUGGAACUUUCUUCAUUACGCUGCCAGAGGUGGUAGUUUAGAUAUUUUUCAAGAUUUUCACAAUAAAGACCUACUUCAGGCCGAAAACCGGGAAGGUAACCAGCCAAUACCCAUUGCGGCUGAAUGUGGAAGUUCGAGAGUUAUAAAUUUUCUCAUACAGGAUGCCACAGUACAAAAAUAUAAUUUAAUCGAUGUAACACAAAAACAUGGUUGGACACCAUUACAUUUUGCUGCACGAACGGGUCGCAUCGAAGUGGUUAACGCUCUACUGACUAAAGGUGCUAAUGUUGACGCAACGGAAAAUGAAAGUUGGACACCAUUGCACAUUGCAGUGCUCUAUGGUCAAACCAAAGUGGUUAGCGCUUUACUGACUAAAUGUGUCUCAAUCAAUGCCAGAACUGAUGAGGGUUUUUCGCCAUUGCACAUUGCAGCGCAAAAUAGUCACACCGAAAUGAUUUACAUUUUACUGGCUAAAGGUGCCACGGUUGAUGCUAGGGAAAAUAAAAAGUGGACACCGUUGCACUUUGCUGCAAAAAAUGGUCACACCAAAGUGGUUGACACUUUACUUUCAAAAUGUGCCUCAAUUGAUGCUAUGACUGCUAUGGAUUUUACACCGUUGCACUUUGCAGCACAAAAUGGUCAUAUCAAAGUGGUUAACACUUUACUGACCAAUUGUGCCUCAAGCGAUGUUACGACUGUUGACGGUUUUACGCCAUUGCACAUUGCAGCACAAAAUGGGCACACGGAAGUGGUUAACACUUUACUGCGCAAUGGUGCUAAAGUCGAUGCAAGGGAAUUUAAAGAGCGGACAGCUUUGCACUUUGCAGCACAAAAAGGGCACAUCGAAGUGUUUAACACUUUACUGAACAAUUGUGCCUCAAUUGAUGCUCAAACUAUUGAGGGUUUUGCGCCACUGCAUUUAGCAGCACAAAAUGGUCACUCGAAAGUGGUAAACACUUUACUAGCAAAAUGUAAAUGUGCCUCAAUCGAUGUUUUAACUAAUGAUGGUUUUACGCCACUGCACUUCGCAGCACAAAAUGGUCACACCGAAGUGAGUAACACUUUACUGACGAAAGGUGCUAAAGUCGACGCUAAAGAAUUUAGAAAUUGGACAGCAUUGCACUUUGCGGCACAAAAUGGUCAUACCAAAGUUGUUAACACUUUACUAACUAGAAGUACCUUAAUUAAUGCUACAACUAAUCAGGGGUUCACAUCAUUGCACGCGAGAAAUGGUCACACCGAAGUAGUUAGCGCUUUACUGUCCAAAUGUGCUGCGGUCGAUGCUACGGGAUUAAAUAGUUGGACACCGUUGCAUUUUGCAGCACUAAGUGGUCACACCAAAGUGAUUAACACUUUACUCACCUACAGUGCUAAUGUCGAUGCUACGGGAACAGAUAGCAAUACACCAUUACACUUAGCAGCAGUUCAUGACCACAUCGAAGUGGUUAACAUUUUACUGACAAAUAGUGCCUCAAUCGAUGCUACAAACAAAUGGUGUUAUACGCCAUUGCACAAUGCAGCGUAUCGUGGUCACACCGAAGUGGUUAACGCUUUACUGGCUAGAGGUGCUAACGUUAAUGCCAAAACUAUAAAAGGAGCUUCGUCGUUGCACUUGGCUGCUCAAAGUGGUCACAUCGAUGCGGUUAAAAGUUUGCUGAAAAGUGGUGCUGAUGUUAAUGUUGCGGACAAUAACAGUACGACACCAUUGCAUACAGCAGCACAACAUGGGCACACCGAAGUCGUUAACAUCUUACUGUCUAAAGUUGAUAAUGUUGAUGCCAUAGGAAAUGACGGUUACACACCAUUGCACUAUGCAGCAAACAAUGGUCACACAGAAGUGAUUGACACUUUAUUGACAAAUUGUGCCUCAAUUGACGCAAAAAAUGAUGAGGGUUUAACGCCAUUGCACUUUGCAGCACUAAACGGUCACAAGAGAGUGGUAAACGCUUUACUGACUAAAUGUGCCUCACCCGACACUAAAACUAAUGAGGGUUAUGCGCCAUUGCACUUUGCAGCACACAAUGGUCACACGAAUGUGGUAAAAGCCUUACUGACCAAAUGUACCUCAAUCGAUGCCAGAACUAAUAACGGCUAUACGCCAUUGCACUUUGCAACAAUAAGCGGUCACACAAAAGUGGUCAAAACUUUACUGGCAAAAGGCGCUAAUGUUAAUUCAACACAAAACGACAAUUGGACACUAUUGCACACCGCAGCACAAAACGGGCACACCAAAAUUGUUAACACUUUACUGACAAAAGGUGCCCAUGUUAAUGCAACGGAAAUUGACAGUUGGACACCACUGCACAUUGCAGCACAAGGCGGUCACACCGAAGUGGUUAACGCUUUACUGGCCAAAUGUGCAUCGAUCGAAGCCGCAACCGAUGAUGGUCUUACGCCAUUGCACAUUGCAACACAAAAUGGUCACGCUGCAGUGGUGAACACGUUACUGACCAAAGGUGCUAAUGUACAAGCUACGGAAAUUGGUAGUUCAACAGCAUUGCACAUUGCAGCGCACAAUGGACACAUCGAAGUGGUUAACACUUUACUGAGCAAAGGUGCCCCAAUCGAUGCUACAACUGAUGAAGGUUUUACGCCAUUGUACAUUGCAGCACAAAAUGGUCACAUUGAAUUGGUUAGCACAUUACUGGCUGAAGGUGCUAGCGUUGGUGCUACGGAGAAUAACAGUUGGACCCCUCUGCACACUGCAGCAAAAAAUGGUAACACACAGGUGGUUAACACUUUAUUGACUAAUUGUGCCUCAAUAGAUGCAACAACUGAUGAAGGGUUUACGCCACUGCACUAUGCAGCGGUAAAUGGUCACAACGAUGUGGUUAACACUUUACUGGACAAAGGUGCCGAAAUUAAUGCAAUGCUAUUUAGCGAGACCCUCGAGGCAGUUGAAAUGUUGACGGUCGAGACAAUAGACAUCGUGGAAACCUGGAUGGCUGAUGUGAAGUUGAAGCUGACUCACCACAAGACGGAGGUACACAACAAUCGUAAAAAAAUCCUGCGUGUCGUGCUCAACGUCGGCGGACACUCAAUUCCGUUAAUGCGUGCGCUGAGGCCGCUGGGUGUGAUGGUCGCCGAUCGGUUAAAUUACAUCAACCAUGUCGACUAUGCAUAG